This is a messenger RNA of Dicentrarchus labrax (European seabass), 3030 nucleotides long. It is a transcript of the gene ghsra, whose product is annotated as growth hormone secretagogue receptor a. Bases 1046 to 2200 code for a protein of 384 amino acids. Gene Ontology annotation, biological process: G protein-coupled receptor signaling pathway; hormone-mediated signaling pathway. The transcript is spliced from 2 exons. Gene Ontology annotation, cellular component: plasma membrane. Gene Ontology annotation, molecular function: growth hormone secretagogue receptor activity. NCBI's taxonomy places the organism in Eukaryota, Metazoa, Chordata, Actinopteri, Moronidae. The record is from RefSeq and is a predicted model, not a curated record.
UGCACCAUAACUAGAGGAGCAGACUUGGAAAUCCCGGGUGAAUUUAUUUGCAAUCCCUCAACUACUUUAUUCUUCUUAAAUCAUUUGAACUUCUAUUUGCAUGAUUAUGUUGACAACGCGUCGUUCCUUCGUGGUGCUUGUGACUUUUAUAAAACUGUCUUCGUUCCGUCACAUAGUGUUUGUCUGCACUGUGGUUGUUGUUUAUCCGUUUGUGUUUGGCUGAGUCUGAGCUCCGGUACCCUUGACAGGACAGAUGUUUACCGCUGCUGCCGCAUCAUUACGACCCUGCCUCUGACUCACCAUCACAUGCUGCCCGCUGCAACUUAUCCCCUGUUUUGUUUUUAUCUGACGUGCAAAAGCAGGGAGUCGCUGCCGGUGAUGGGAACUCGUUGGGACUCUUUGGCGCAUGAAGGAUUCUCAUGUUUCAUUUCCCCCCAAAGCACUCAGCUGCUGGUGUCUCUGAGACAGAAAGGAUGCAGGAGAUAACUUGUCUCAAAGUUAGAUUUUUCUUUAAGCAUUUUUAGAUAUGUCUGUGCUGUCUUUUUCUCUGCUGCAGCUGCUUUGAUUGGAAUACACCUCUCCAUGAAUUUCAGCUGUCGAUGUGUAACUUACAAAUAUCCAGCAUGUAAUCUUGUUUUAUAACUAGCCUACUCUUCUUUUGAACAAGUACUCAACAAUCACUGUUGGACCACUUUAGAGUGCGUGUUGCAGAUAAACUGGAUAAUUUGGAAUGAUCUAAAAUAGGCUCAUGUUUGAGUUAGACUCUGGAGAGGACUAUCUGUACCCUGGAGGAUCUCAGACGUUCUUUGUCCGUUCAGAAUUGUGACUUCAGCUUCAGCUUCAGUGGUUACACAAGGUAUUUUGCAAGGCGCGCAAGGGAUAUUGAUUUUACGCACGGCUGCCAACCUUUGCCAUUACCUCCGCAACUCAAACAUUGAUGAUGGGAGAAAAGGGCAGCGCCAAAAGGCUUGAGGAGUCCCAGACCCGGGGUGCCUUUAGCAGUCAGGGCCAGGCACGGCCCCGUGAAUAACCGCGCGGCGACAGCAUGCCCUCUUGGCCCAACCUCUCGGAGUGCCUCUCCCAUAACUGUAGCUGGGAAGAGAUCCAUAACGCCACAAGGAACGCUGACCCUGGCCUGCCUCCCCUCAAUUACUAUUCAAUCCCUCUCCUCACGGCCAUCACCAUCGCCUGCACGCUGCUGUUUCUGGUCGGGGUGGCCGGGAAUGUCAUGACAAUUUUGGUGGUCAGUAAGUACCGGGACAUGCGCACCACCACUAACCUGUAUCUGUGUAGCAUGGCCGUGUCCGACCUACUCAUCUUCCUCUGUAUGCCACUGGACCUCUAUCGUAUGUGGAGGUACAGGCCCUGGAGGUUUGGGGACGCGCUCUGCAAGCUCUUUCAGUUCGUGUCAGAGUCAUGCACCUACUCCACCAUCCUGAGCAUCACCGCGCUGUCAGUGGAGCGCUAUCUGGCGAUCUGUUUCCCGCUGCGUGCCAAGGCCCUCGUUACCAAAAGGCGGGUGCGUGCCCUCAUUCUUUUCCUCUGGACAGUGUCUCUAUUGAGCGCCGGGCCAGUGUUUGUCAUGGUGGGAGUGGAGCGUGACAGCAUGUGGCCGACAAAUCUCAGUUCGGGAAUGAAUGAGACUGGUUUCUACCUGGAGGCCGGGGACACUCGGGAGUGUAAGAUGACCCACUACGCGGUGGAGUCAGGCCUGAUGGGGGCCAUGGUGUGGUUGAGCUCUGUUUUCUUCUUCAUGCCGGUGUUCUGUCUCACAGUGCUCUACAGCCUCAUAGGCCGUCGUCUGUGGCAGAGACACAGAGAGACAAACAUAAACUCUCGUGUGGCCCACCGGGACAAAAGCAACAGACAGACCAUCAAGAUGCUUGUUGUGGUGGUGCUGGCCUUUGUCCUGUGCUGGCUGCCGUUCCAUGUGGGUCGCUACCUGCAGUUCCGCUCCCUGGACGCUCCGUCCCCGCUGCUGUCUGUGUUGUCCGAGUACUGCAGCUUGGUGUCCGUGGUUCUCUUCUACCUGAGCGCCGCCAUCAACCCAAUACUCUAUAACACCAUGUCCUGGAAGUACCGGGGCGCAGCGGCGCGCCUCUUCGGCCUGACUGACAGCCAGCCACAGCGAGGCCGCACAGCCAGCACCAUGAAGGGAGAUGGCUCAAACGGCUGGACGGAAUCCACAGUCAGCUUCUAAACGUGUAACCAUCAACAUUUCUGGACAGAAUUUGAAAAACGAUUAGUCAUAAGUUGAUAAUGCUGACCUAAAAGCCAUUAUUUCUGUCAGGACGGUGAAUAACUGUUCUGUACACGUGAGCCCGGCACUUGCCUUUAUUUGGCUGGGACUGAAAGAAACAGAGAAUGAGAAAAGAGCGAGCCACAAAAAGCUGCAAGCCUCUAUUCGCUUUUUCUCCAUGCAUCAAUAGAACUUCGAUUUCUCAGUUUCAUUUUCUUGUUGGAUUAUGUCAGCAAGUGCAAUCCACUAUUCAUACAACACACCCAGCAGCAUUUAAAAAGCGCGUCUGGUGGAGUGCAAAACACACACCAGUGUGAAGUGCUUGUAUUGAUCCAAAUGUGAACAACACACACAGCAGACACGUAUAAAUAUCUUAGACAUCUACAAUUGCCUUAUAUUGUAUUCAUAUUCUGGAUGACAAAGAAAGCACUGUAGAAUUUGUGGCACUUUCUCUGUACUCCUUCAGAGAGGAGCAGAGGUGCAGUGUGUGUGUGUGUGUGUGUGUGUGUGUGUGUGUGUGAUGAGAGAGAGAGAGAGAGAGAGAGAGAGAGAGAGAGAGAGAGAGAGAGAGAGAGAGUGAGUAUUUGCAUGUGUGUUUUGUGUGUCAUGGUUUUGGAUGAAAUUGAUGUAAUUUGUUGGAGAGAGUGUGAUGAUGUAAACGUAUGUUACUGUUAUUAUUUUAUUUGAUGUGCUGAAUGCCCUGUAUCUUGGAAAUCCAAGUCCAUGCUGUGCUGAUGCUGCCAAUGUGGUUGGUGUACAGUCCCUGAAAUGGAGAUAAAAAAUAUAACUGU